CUUUAAUACAGCAAAAAAUCUUCUAAAAUGAAAAACUGACACGUGGCGAUGAUAUUUUCCAAGUAGUUGAUUUUAACAAACCAUCAAAAAGUUUUAUGUGUCCUAUGUUGCGUGCUUUUGGCGUCCAUGUCAGACAGAUCAUCUCAACUCCAAUGAAGAGCACUGGAAAAAACACAGCUGCCCUGAACGGUCCUUUGUGAGACCAGUGGUGUGGCAGCUGGAUUAUCCAGUUUGUUUAAUGCCUGUGCUGACAUGUGACUGUCUUCUUUCUUACAGAUCACAACGAGCGACGUAAGCCAGAGCAUCGUUCUUCAAGCCAAGGACCGUUGUCAUCCAUUAGAGCGGUAAUCAAGAGAUCACUCAUGAAUAGUACACAGCACAAUGCCCCGUGGAAGAGCUUCUAGGACCUGUAUUCAGAGUGAACUUCAUCGGGAUAGGAGGCGCCCAGAGAUCACCAUUGUGGCAGCAGAGCCACUGAGGCCGGCCUCGUGGUUUCCAGGAGCUCCACCACCAGGACUGGGAUUUCCCUCCACCCCUGUAGCAGGCCCUUGGAGACCAAAUGACUUGGUUCCUGCUGAGCUUCCGCCCUCCUAUGAGCAAGUGAUAAAAGAGAUCAACCAAGUUCAGGUCAACACUACAAAUAACAAUAAUGCCGCUGCCACGCCAAGGAGCACUAUUACUUCUGCAACUCAGACCGACUUUCCGGAAGAAAUAGACAGCGAUCUGCCUCAAACACUACAGGCACCUCUCAAGCCUCUGCAGGCAUCUCCAGCAGCCUCAGCCGGUGACCUCCCACCAAGUGUAGCGCCUUUAAUAGUCUUUGAUAUUUCUGAAGAGCAGACUUGUCCUGAAAACCCCAGUGCUACAAGAUGUCCAGUGCCAAGACCAAGAUCAAAACCCAACCUCAGACCAGUAGCUAGAGAUACUAACAGUGAAGAAAAAGGUAUCCAGAAAAGCCCAGUGGGCCCCAGAGAAGACUGGCCACCCCCGUGUCUGCUGGACAGCACCUGCAACUUAGAUAGUCAGGCUGUGAUGAACAUUAUGAACACAGAACAAAGCCAAAAUAGUAUUGUUUCCAGGAUCAAAGCAUUUCAGGGUCAGACAAAUACAGAAAUCUCAGAACUGCCCAGGAAACCAGAGAUUAUUCCCCGCACAGUUCCCCCGAAGCCUGCUGUUUCCUCAGGGAAACCUUUGGUGCCGCCCAAGCCAGCUGCUAACCGGGAUUCUGGACAGUGGGGCUCUUGGACCGGAAACAGGUUCAAGGUGACUUCCAGAGAAGGGCUCACCCCAUCCUCCUCGCCACAAGAAGCCGAAAGUAUCUCAGUAACCAAACCUGAAUUGCCAAAGAAACCAACUCCUGGCCUUACACGAAGUGUGAACCAUGAGAUUUCGGGAGGAAGGCCCGUGGCCGAGAGCCCAGAUGCAGGGAAGAAAGUUCCAACUCCUGCACCCCGGCCUUUGCUACCGAAGAAAUCAGCGUCUCCAGAUGCCCCAACUUACCCUUCGGUUCCACCAAAACUGGUUUCAGUUCCUCCCCGCCUCUCAGUAGCAUCACAAGCCAAAGCGUUCAGGUCACCGGGAGAAGGGCCUCCAGCCAACACUCCAGCUCCAACCCUGCAGAACAAGGCGCUGGGAGACAUUGACCUCAUCAGCUUUGACGAUGAUGUUUUGCCCACCUCAGGGAGCCCAGCCGAAGAACACAUUGGUUCUGAAACGGUUCUAGAUCCCUUUCAGCUCCCCACAAAAACAGAACCAACAAAAGAAAGAGCCGUUCCACCAGCGCCCACCAGGAAGCCUACUGUAAUUCGAAUCCCAGCCAAACCAGAAAAAUGUUUACACGAGGGCCCACAAGGUCCACCUCCUCUUCCUUCCGAAAAGCCUGUUGGGAACACUUACAGUACAGUGUCUGGAAAGAUCAGUAAUGCGGACAGAACUAGACACCCGGAACUGGAGCAAGCCAGUGAAUCAGGAGGCUUGGGACAUGGACCCCCCAGAUUACCACCAAGACCUGUUCAUGGAAAAGUCAUUCCACUUUGGAAGCCUUCUCCCAAAGGGGCCCCUGAGAGACCACCCCCCCCUAAACUUUCUGCAACCAAAUCAUCAAGUAAAAAUUUGCCUCUUAAUCGGUCCUCCUCAGACAUGGAUCUUCAGAAAAAGCAAAGUCACUUGACCUCUGGGCUCUCAAAAGCCAAGAGUCAGGUUUUUAAAAACCAAGAUCCGGUGCUACCACCUCGUCCCCAACCCGGACACCCUCUCUACAGGAAAUACAUGCUGUCUGUGCCUCAUGGAAUUGCCAAUGAAGACAUUGUCUCCCAAAACCCCACGGAACUCUCUUGUAAGCGAGGGGACGUGCUUGUGAUCCUGAAGCAGGCAGAAAAUAAUUACUUGGAAUGCCAGCGGGGAGAAGGCACUGGCAGAGUUCACCCAUCCCAGAUGAGAAUCAUCACUCCCCUUGAGGAGCGGCCGAGAAGCAGACCUAACCUCUGCUUUCCCUCCAAGGAUUCCGGCCACACUGUUGACAGUGGAGCUCCUCAUGCUGUGGUUCUGCAUGAUUUCCCAGCAGAGCAAGCUGAUGACCUGAGUCUCACAUCUGGAGAAAUUGUUUAUCUUCUCGAAAAAAUUGACGCAGAAUGGUACAGAGGGAAAUGCAGAAACCAGACUGGCAUAUUUCCUGCCAAUCAUGUCAAAGUCCUUGUUGAUAUUCCAGAAGGAAGAAGUGGAAAAAGAGAAUCGUUUCCUUCUCACUGUGCUAAAGGCCCACGAUGUGUUGCUCGGUUUGAAUAUAUCGGAGACCAGAAGGAUGAGUUAAGUUUCUCAGAGGGAGAAGUAAUUAUUCUUAAAGAAUAUGUGAAUGAGGAAUGGGCCAGAGGAGAGAUUCGAGACCGAACUGGGAUCUUCCCCCUUAACUUUGUGGAACUUGUGGAGGAUCAUCCCACAUCUGGUGCAAAUAUCUUAAGCACAAAGGAGCCACCAAAGACCAAAAAUGAAGACCCUGGCUCAAAUUCUCAGGCUAGCAGCCCUUCUGGAGAGUGGUGCAGAGCUCUGCACAGCUUCACAGCAGAGACCAGUGAGGACCUCUCCUUCAAACGAGGAGACCGGAUCCUGAUCCUUGAGAGGCUAGACUCGGACUGGUACCGUGGCCGACUGCACGACAGGGAAGGCAUCUUCCCAGCCGUGUUUGUGCAGCCCUGCCCAGCAGAAGCAAAAAGUAUGACUACCACAAUAUUGAAGGGGAGGAAGGUCAAAGCCCUAUAUGAUUUCCUUGGGGAAAAUGAAGAUGAACUCUCUUUCAAGGCUGGAGAUAUAAUAACAGAGCUGGAGCCCAUAGAUGAUGACUGGAUGAGUGGAGAGCUAAUGGGAAGAUCUGGAAUAUUUCCCAAAAACUACGUUCAGUUUCUGCAAGUCAGCUGAAGGUGAAGCUUGGCUGUUCCUGGGCACAAGAACUCACUUGAACACUCACUUUGACUAUCAGAUAUUUUGCACUAUUUUUUUUAACGGAAAGAGAACUAUCUAAGCUGUAUGUGGUACACUAGGGUUUCUGAGAGCAGAAAACUUGUAGGUUUUAUAGUUUAGCUUCAUUCGUAGUGGAAGGGUGUACAUAAAUCGGAAGUGAGGAAGCCAGGAAGGAAACAUUAGUGGGGACAGCGGGCAGAUGCACACUUUCCCAGGAAAUCAUCUGGUGUUGGCAGCGUGGGGAGGCUAAUGAUAGGAACUGUACUCAUACACCUGUCCCCAUCAACACACUGAAUUAACCCUGCUUCUUCAUUUUCUACUUUAGUUUAAAAAGAGGACUUUGACGUUCUACAUGCUGUAACUAUCAGGACAUGGAUGGUAAUCAGAAUUUCAUUUUUUGAUACUCAAAUUAAUUCUAACAGCUUGAGCACAUGAGUCUUAGUCCCAGGGCAAAUUCUUGCUUCUGGACAGAUAGUGUGGUAACUAGAGGAACAUUUAUAAGCAGGUGGGGAAAUGAGCUCAAGUUUCCCCCUGAAUGUUCCUUGUAUUCCCAGAAUUUCCCAUUUGUCCAGGGACUUGAAGGGGUCAAAAGAACCAAAACCAUCCCUGAGAUGCCUUGCUAAUACAACUAACCCUUCCACAGACAUGCCACACUUAUCUCUUUGUCCAUGUAUACUUUAUGUUAACAGGGUUAUUAUAAAGCACACUUUCUGAAUCUGCAAUCAUUCCUUUGACAAUUACUGGUACCCAAGGAAAACUCAUUUUCUUUGCAUUACCCCAGUAAUACAUAAAAGCUGUGUCUUGUUAUAGUAGUACAUUAUGAAUCAUGGAUAGUAUCUUACAAUACAGAGCAAAUGGGUAAGAUGAAAAAUAGUGGCAAGGCCUGGUAGCUCAUUCAUUUCUUCUCAAUAUAAUCAGAAGAAAAAAUAAUUUAAGAGGACUGAAGGCUGGUGCAGCUCCCCACCCCACCCCCUGGUCAUCCCUGGAGUUAUUGGAGUAAACACAAGACCACUUCCCUGCCGACUAGGGUAUCACAUUUUGAGCUUAAAAAGUGGUUCUUGCAUGACUGAAUCAAUUACCGUUUACAAACUAAAGCCAAAUGGAUUGAAGACAAUCUUCCUGAUGGAUCAGUGGGUUAACAUUUCACUGGAAAUGUGAAACACUUCCCAACAAGGUUUGUGGCUUUCUUCUGUUUUUGAGAAGAGUGCCAUAUGCUGGACCACUUCUUAGUUUCCAUUGUUUUCCCCAUUAUCCAAAUAGCUGGGUAGCCAAUGAUUAUCUGAACAUGUGGGUGCUAUAAGGAAGUAAUAUUUACUUUGACUUUGACUAAAUUUCCUAUCCCUGGAAUAUCAUUACAUUUCCUUUUUGGAAUUUAGGACCUGUACUAUGUUUUGAGUGAAGAAUGUAUAAGGAAAAUUCUUGUCAGUUUUCAAUCAAAUUAAUUUCAUGGGACUGGGAUAACUUAAAGUGUUAUCCAAACUAAAUUCUCAUUUGCAGCCAGCCGUACAAGCACAUGAAGGGGUCAAGGGUGAGGAGUGGGCCAUGAAGCGUCUUUGCUUAUGGGAUUUCAACAUCUAAUAGUAAAGAUUCUGAAAAAUCUAGCUUUAUUGAAGAAAAAAAAAAUCCCUCUUAUAUGUUGGCCUUCUGUAAGCAGAAUGAUAAGUGCAAUAGUUGUGUAUCUACUUUACACUAUAAUAAACUGAACUGAACUUUUCAAUUCCUUAUCUACUAUACUGCAUUUUUCAGAAUGUAGACAGUAUCUUACUUAUCCUUGUAUCUCCAGUCCUUUGCCCAGGUGGGUGAGGUGGCUCUGUGCUAGGUGGGUUUGUUGUACAGACAGAUGGAUGACUUCACAGGAAGCAACAACACUAUCAAGUCUACUCAAUACUUUUCCUCUUUGUUUGCAGAAAUAUAUAUUCAAACAAAUUUUUUGUCAUUUCACUCUA
Cricetulus griseus (Chinese hamster) is the source of this 5399-nucleotide messenger RNA. Lineage: Eukaryota; Metazoa; Chordata; Mammalia; Rodentia; Cricetidae. The record is from RefSeq and is a predicted model, not a curated record.